AUGUAUGUAUGUAUGUAUCUAUCUAUGUAUGUAUGUAUGUAUCUAUCUAUGUAUGUAUCUAUCUAUCUAUCUAUCUAUGUAUGUAUGUAUCUAUCUAUGUAUCUAUCUAUCUAUCUAUCUAUCUAUGUAUGUAUGUAUCUAUCUAUGUAUCUAUGUAUGUAUGUAUCUAUCUAUGUAUCUAUGUAUGUAUGUAUCUAUCUAUCUAUGUAUGUAUGUAUCUAUCUAUCUAUCUAUCUAUGUAUGUAUGUAUCUAUCUAUCUAUGUAUGUAUGUAUGUAUCUAUCUAUCUAUGUAUGUAUGUAUGUAUCUAUGUAUGUAUGUAUCUAUCUAUCUAUCUAUCUAUGUAUAUGCAAAGAAUUACCACGCAUGGCAGCACAGACAGUGGGUGUUGAAAACGUACUCCCUGUGGGACAAAGAAUUAAAUUAUGUUGAUAAACUUUUGAGUUUAGAUCUCCGCAAUAACUCUGCUUGGAAUCAUAGGUACUUUGUCAUCUGUAACACAAGCAAAUAUACAGAUGAAGUUAUAGAGAGUGAGAUUAAUUACACCUGGGACUACAUUGAACAAACUCCUCACAAUGAAAGCGCAUGGAAUUACCUCAAAGGAGUUCUUAUGCUUAAUGGUCUCAGAGAAUAUCCUCAAGUUUUGGAGAAAUGUUUGCACCUCUAUGACAAGAACUGUCGCUCUCCAUACCUACUUGCUUGCCUGAUUGAUAUCUACGAAGACCAAUUAGAAACCAAUCCUACAAAUCAGAAACAAAUUCUUAACAAAGCAUUGGAGUUGUGUGAACUUCUUGCAGAAGAACAUGACUUAAUUCGUCAAGAGUAUUGGCGCUAUAUUUCUCAGUCACUGUCCACGGAAUAUGGAAGUCCUGAAGAGAAAGUGAAAGCUGACAAUUGUGGGACAAACAUGGAGGCUGCCUAA
Molecule: messenger RNA, 921 nt
Organism: Acanthosepion pharaonis
Lineage: Eukaryota; Metazoa; Mollusca; Cephalopoda; Sepiida; Sepiidae
Source: the annotation of a GenBank genome assembly